AUGGGGAACGAAACUAACAACUCCGGCGGUUCGACGCACAGCUCUGUGCCAAAUCCCAAAAAUGCUUCUAUUCGGGUUGGAAUUCGCGAUGGGGUCACCGGAAACUUCAAUUUAGUCCCCAGAGCAGAAGCUGUCGUCUCUGUAUUCGACUCAAAUUUUCUCAUCGGCGAUGGUAUCUGGGAAGGCAUCCGUGCUAACAAAGGCCGCGUGCAAUUCGCUCGUGAGCACAUCAACCGCUUAUUCCAAUCCGCCAAAGCCAUGUACAUGGAUCUCGGCCUGUCAAAAGGAGAACUAUUAGAUCUUAUCUACCAAACCCUCGACGCAAACGAAAUGGGCAACGAUGAACACGUCCACAUCCGUCUGGUCGUGAGUCGCGGGCUGAAAGCCACGCCAUAUCAAAACCCUCGCGUCAACAUAGGCCUUCCCCUAAUCGUCAUCAUUCCCGAGUCUAAAGCAGUCGACCCAAGCUCAAAAUCACGAGGUUUGAGACUUGCGACGACGUGGGUUCGUCGAGGACCUCCUGAUGUGAAGGACGAGCAGUGGAACCAUAUCUCAAAAGCCACAGAUGUGCAAGCCUGCAUCCACGCGAAUGUGAUGAACGUCGACGAGGCAUUGAUGCUCGAUCUUCGCGGCUUUGUCAAGACAUGUAACUCUGUCAAUUUUUUCAUCAUUCGAGGGGACGAAGUCUGGGCCCCUACAAAAGAUAACCAGAUGCAAGGGAUUACUCGACAGAAGACUAUCGACGUGUGUCGGGCCAAUGGAAUUACAGUCCGAGAGUUAGAUUUCACACUUACUGAGACGUACGGUGCAGAUGAGGCUUUUUGCACCGGUACGUUCCCGUCACAGAUUCAUGUCACAGAAAUCGAUGGAAGAACUAUUGGCGAUGGAAAGAGGGGGGAAAUGACCGAGAGGAUUCAACAGCUUUACUCGGAGCUUGUGACUGCUGAUGUGAGCAGAUCAAGAGAAGAGAUCAAGGCUGAAGUCGUGAGCCCACGAGACUUGAGAUUCUUGAAGUCGAAGCUGUAA
This is a messenger RNA of Fusarium sp. VM40, 1026 nucleotides long. The record is from the annotation of a GenBank genome assembly. NCBI's taxonomy places the organism in Eukaryota, Fungi, Ascomycota, Sordariomycetes, Hypocreales, Nectriaceae.